AUGCUAAUCUAUCAUCACUCAAAACCGUUCCAAUCGAUUCUUCAUCUACAUAACCUGGUCUAUAGGCAUCUUGAAAGUUGUGAAGUUGAUGGAUCUAGUAGACCGGUGAGGGAUGGCAUAGUUAAUGUAGAUUUUGUUGCAAGAUCUGAUGCUAGAGCUCGAGCAGCUGAUUUCUUUUGGGCUAAAGCACGUUGUCGCGCCACCAACUUAUCCGCGCUUACAUCCGAAUCGGCCUAA
Messenger RNA from Melampsora larici-populina 98AG31, 237 nucleotides. RefSeq lists its product as uncharacterized. The coding region runs from base 1 to 237 and encodes 78 amino acids. Lineage: Eukaryota; Fungi; Basidiomycota; Pucciniomycetes; Pucciniales; Melampsoraceae. The record is from RefSeq and is a predicted model, not a curated record. The transcript is spliced from 2 exons.